Molecule: messenger RNA, 3778 nt
Organism: Patiria miniata (bat star)
Lineage: Eukaryota; Metazoa; Echinodermata; Asteroidea; Valvatida; Asterinidae
Product: RNA-binding protein 41-like
Exons: 8
Coding region: 153-1550 (465 amino acids)
Biological process (GO): mRNA splicing, via spliceosome
Cellular component (GO): U12-type spliceosomal complex
Molecular function (GO): pre-mRNA intronic binding; U12 snRNA binding
Source: RefSeq, a predicted model, not a curated record
CGCAUGGUAGAUGUAGAGGGCGCCCUUUUUACUUACCAGAAAAUCGCAGCAGACGACAUUCGUGACAUUUUGGCUCCAAAUUUUGACUCUGUCAUUUUCUUGGACCUGGGUGAAAACAUUCGGCGGGCAUAUAUUUAGACAGUAUUGUCAACAUGGGGGACGACCCAUAUGAAGAUGACAGUAAUGAUCCUUCACAGCCACUCCACCAUCCUGCUACCCCAUCGGAGGCUGAGCUUCAGGUUCAGAGGAUGCUGGGAGAACAAUUGCACACUGACAUCUCUAUAGAGCAGCAGGUUUCUAAGAGCAGGUCGUUCACCCCGGCCACGUCAACCUUCAGACCUUUCGUUGAGCGAGCGAGUGGUCAAUUAUCCCUGGAGGAGUUUCAAGCUCUUGAGAAGGAGCACCAAGAACUUGAAGAGUUGAGGGCGUGCGGACUGAACGACCAGGAAAUUGCCUUCAAAUUGGAACAUGAGGGGCGACAGCUAUCCAACCUUCUUUAUCCUCACAAGAGGGGUCAUUUUCUCGCUGAUCCUGCCACUCGACAGAAACGUCUCAAGAUAGUGGAGGACAAGAUCCAAAGAAGGAACACACAACUCAACUCGUCACAAGAUGCGACAUCAUCUUCCUCUGACAAUCAACAGAUGACUGAUGACUCACAAGGAGGAAGUGCUUUCUCAUCUCAACAUCAGACAUUACUUGGCAAGAAGUUUGUCCAUCCAGAUGAUCCCAUCAACCAUCUAGAUGCCAUCGCUGCCGGGCUUUUUGGCAAGACCAAUGAAGAUAAACAACUUGGAAAUGUUUCACCAAGACGAGGAAAUACCACGUCCCUCAUGGGCGAACCCACCAGAGGAUGCAGUCCCGGUUGCCGUGACGACGGUCCUCAUCCCACAGAAGAGGGAGGGGUCAUUAACGAGUGCACCUCCAAGGAGAAAUCAGUGGGUAUCUUCAGAGAGGGAUUAAGAGCAGAGUGUACAUCAGAGUCCGUCGGCGAGGAAUCAGUCACGGGACAUGCUACUCACAUCGGCCAAGCUAGACAUCUAACUAAGCAGGGAGUGUCCCUAGAGGGCGCACCCAAGGAGGGGAUUACAAAUUGUGCCACGGGGGGUUUAGAGACGAGAGAGAAAUCACGUCUUGUCCCGGGAGUGGAGGGGGAAUGCAUCGGUGGACAAGGUGAAGAUAACGAGCCCCGUAGGCUGAUCGACGUCAUCAGACCUUUGUCACGAGAGGAUUUAUUGCUGCAUCGUCUCAGUCAGGAUGACAUUUGUAGGAUGGAGCGCUUUGCAAACUACUCACCGGGCCAACCAAGCAAGGUUCUGUACCUUAAGAACCUGUCAAGUAAGGUCACAGAGGCUGAUCUAGCAUCACUCUUCAUCAGUUUCCAACAUCCUGACAAACCUAAGAUCCUCUUCAAACUUCUUAAAGGAAAGAUGAGAGGUCAAGCUUUCGUGACCUUUGCAGACACAGAAACGGCAGCUGAUGCGAUGGCACAUGCGAAUGGUUAUCCAUUGAAAGGGAAACCAGUGAUCAUACAGUAUGGAAAGAAUAGGUGACAGGGAACCAGCAGAACAUCACAAGAAUCUGUCAAAAAUGAAUGGCAGAGAGAGAAGAUGGCUGUAAUCCCGGAUUUACACAUCUUCCUUGUGGCAAUCUCCGUCUCCCAGCAAUCGACAAGUGAUUUCAACUUCUGAGCGCAUCUCAAAACCUCCCAAGGGUACCGACGAAAAAACAAAUGCCGGCUUUUAAGUGCAAUAGGGACACGGAGACGAAGCUGGAUAAGACGGGGGAAAAAGAGGAGCUGCCGUGUUUGUGCCUCCUAAAUGAUAUUAUGGUUGGGUCAUCCAGCCUAUUUGGACAGCUGAAAAUGUGCGGAAGCUGUAGAGGACGUUAUCCCCGCGAGCACCUGCUGCGAUUCCCGGGCCUCUCGGGUACCUCUCGCUUCGUGGUGUCUCCUUCAUCGAAAGCCCUCUCAUCGUAUGUACAACGCCCAAGCCAGGAAGUAUGUACUCUGGCUUGCUUGUGGAUCAUGUUUUCUCGCAUUUCCCACGGGUGUAUGAUACUGCCUUCAACCGGAUAAGCUUGUCAUCCCAACAGGAUUGUAAUUUGUUUGAUUUUUAAUCCAGGAAUCUGAUUUAUGUACAGGAAUGUUGUUAUGCUUUCGUCUAAGAAAAAAAAAACAGACUCUGUUUGCUUAUGUGCUUCGUGCACUUGUUUUCCUAUUCAAAAAUCCUCAAAUGGUUUUUAUUUCUAUGAACUCAAGUUGCCCAAUAAGACUUGUGCAGUCCACUUGAAGCCUCGUCAAAUGCUGUAUUGUCUUUUCUGUCAAGAAAUCCCAUGCAGAACCCCUAAUUCGCAUAGUGCGACCUCCAGCGGCAGAUAUGCGCCGAUGGCUGCUUUAGGUACAAGAUUGGUCGCUGUACUAACGACUGUCACCAGAGACAAAGAUAAGACCUACAGAGUUGAACAGCCCGUUUUCAAAUAGUGUGGUAGAAUCUGCGUUUAUGAAAUCUUGACUUGGUGUUGGCAUUAUUUAAAGCCAUCAAGAUCUCCAGUAUUAAAACUCUAUCUUGAUAUCACCUUCACACCCCAUCGCCCCUUGCAACGACAUCAAGUGACUCUGUCCAGACCUACAACCCAAGAGAGGUCAUCAUAUACCGCGCAUCGAUAUUCCACCUGCACAUCAGUGGAGUGCAGAGUCAACCUUUUGUCAUCAAUUGGAGGUGUCAAGAAGGAGGAGGAGGACUGAGAUCCCAUAUUGAUGCCAGUGUAGAUAGGAAUCACAUCGAGUCAACUCCUCGGGGAUUGGAAGCUCCUUAUAUUAUUAAACCUGUCAGGUUUUUUUUUUUGGCAAUGGAGUGAGUUAUUAAACGCAUGGUCAGUGACGAGAUGAGAAAACGCCAUUUGGCCCAAGUAAUGACUUUCUGUUGCUUGGUGUUUUCUUUAUGCCGAAGUACUGGCAAGUGUUUACAGGAUUUGAUUUAUUUGGAUUGGUUUGUUUAAUCAGGUUUAUUGCUUUGCUCUGGUUUUUCGUUUCCUCCGGGAUGAUCAAAAUCGGAGGUGGUUUCGUUCGGCUUUUGUUGACGACAGGUCGUGUCUAUCGUAUAGUUGGAGAAGUCUUGAAAAGUUCCAAUUGAUUCUUGGUUUUUGGGGCACAAGUGAUUGGUUUUCAUUAUACCCAACUUCAACUGAUAUAUGAUACAGUUUGGAAAUUGUUAAAGGUAUCCAAACUUUUGUACACUUUAUUUAAAAUGAAACCUACAUGGUGAAAUUUCAUUUGCUGUGACUAGCUUUUAAUACUAUGCAAAAAUUGGACUCGAAUUAAAGGUGGAGUGAAAUGUUUUGGUAUAAAUAAAUGUAUUAAGAAAACCCGAGGGGAAAAGUUUAUUUGACUAUCUCAGCUGCUACAAAAGAAAGACACCCGCAAGCGUUUUAUGGAGUAGCUCUUCAUAACGACUUUCGUCUUCGUGCACAAUUAUUAAUUUACUGCCGGACAUUAAUCGUCUUCUCUUCUUCAAAAUCGCUAAUAAUUCCUCGAUUCAUUGGCUGCAUUGAUUUCAGUAUAGCUCGUUCAAUUGAUGGGCUCUGAAUAUGAGCUGUUUUGACAAGAUGGGUGUUCUGUAUUGUGUCAACGUCCUGUGAAAUUAACAUUCCUCGACACGUCUCCUUUCAAGAAUUUCAUUUUGGCUCGUGAACUGUAGACGUACCUCUAGGUUCAAAGUAGUUAAUUUUACAAAAUGUUGAUAUUAAAUUACCAAUUUGGUUAAAUUAAAAAGCUGGUAUA